CGCCGGUCUGUGAUUCCUUAGCAAAGCCGUUUUAUCUUCUCUUUUUUGUUUCUGGAAGACAGCUCUUUAGCCGAUUCAGAAAUUUUCCGCAAACUUUAAUCGUAAAGUGACAGUUUGGAUAGCAGUAUUUGCAAAUAAGGAUUGAUAUCUCUGCGAAUUCCGGGCUGACAGUCGGAUGAUAACAGAACGAGCUCACGGAGUUAAACGAAAGCUACCUGAAGUUGAUGGCGAUGGAGAGUUUCACGGCCGUUGUCUUCAACGACAAACAGUGUUCAAUAUUUCGAUCUGCAAACUGCAGAAAAGCUUCACUAGGCCAGAGCCUGUCCUCUUCAGGACCGUGUUGAUCUCUAAUACGCUUCGUCUCAUCGAAGAGGACAUCAGAGAAGAGCGGAGGACUUUAGAGACCACAGUUUUGAGCGAACCUAGCGACGGAAAAACAUUCGAUAGAGCAGUCAACAGAGCUGAGCCAGUAACUCUCUCUGGCCACAAUAUCGGCACGCGAUCACGCGAAACUUCAAAAAGUUCGCUAACUUUUGAGCAAGAGCUGAAUAUUCUGGGUGAUAAAAUGAUAAAAGAACUUGAACUCGACAUAGAGAAGACUAACGUAAACGAAGUGCGCGCCAAAGGGAAAUUAGAAGCACUAGUUCAAAACCCCUCGCGCUCCGCCGAUUCGAACAACAAUACUUCGAGCUUCGAAGAACGCCACGAACGAACUGAACGAACGAUCACGGAUGACGUGAUUCGAGAAUUCACAUGUGGAAGUCUUCUGGGGCUGGAAUUAACCGAAGAACUCGAGUUUAAAGACGUUGAUGUUUCGCUCUACGACUUUGACGUUCCCAACGGAUCGUUUCCGAUCGAUUUUGAUGAAUUUUGCAGUGCUUGGAACCUUGGAUCAACUAGCGUUGCUGCACGAAGUUUGCCUUCGAGAUGUAGUGACAGCGUAAAGCUUGAAAGAGCAAGCGAACACGCUUACGAUGAACUUGACCAAGUAAUGCAAAUUCUAGUUGGAUCGUAGCUAAACUAGUAUCUGGCCAUAAAUUUCAAAGUGAAAAAAAAGCUUUAGAACGUUUAUUUCUACAGUUCGCAGCAGAGGUUACAGUCUAUUUAGAAAGACGAGUUAGAAAUUAAGAUAAUAUUAAGUUUCAGCUUGUGGGCUUUAGUCUAUUUAUAUUCGGUUUUGCCGAUAGAAUCCACAACUUUUUUUAUAUGCAAUACGAAAUAAAUAUUUUAUGUGAAUUUGGAGAUGUAUUUGAAGUUGUAACAGAAUAUUUUUGCAGCAUAUUUGUAGGUAAUUUAUACUGUAUUAUAAUAUCUCUAUGUAUAACACGGCAAGCUUUGUAAGUUUACCGUUCUUUUAAAAUGCAGUCUGCAGCUAAAUAAUUACGUUAUCCAAAUAGGAAAUUAUUGAGUCAAGCCACUCGAAAAUAUUUUAUAAAGAAGUCGAAUUGACUGAUUUAUGGAGCUAGAACAUUCGCAUGCCUAGCUGUGAAGAAUUUGGCUUAUUUGCAGUUCCUUUUUCAGUGCAAUGUUUUCUUAAUUUGGGAAUACUUAUGUAGAACGAGUGCCAUGCAAAUGGCUGGAAAUGAUUAUGAAUUAGCUUAGUUUUUGAUUUACGAUCUCUUAAUGUAUUGUGAUAAAUGACAAGUGGGCUAAUAAAUCAUACUUUUGAAAAUUUA
Molecule: messenger RNA, 1676 nt
Organism: Orbicella faveolata
Lineage: Eukaryota; Metazoa; Cnidaria; Anthozoa; Scleractinia; Merulinidae
Product: WD repeat-containing protein 27-like
Molecular function (GO): protein binding
Source: RefSeq, a predicted model, not a curated record